Sphaeroforma arctica JP610 is the source of this 732-nucleotide messenger RNA. RefSeq lists its product as hypothetical. The transcript is spliced from 6 exons. Bases 1 to 732 code for a protein of 243 amino acids. NCBI's taxonomy places the organism in Eukaryota, Ichthyosporea, Ichthyophonida. The record is from RefSeq and is a predicted model, not a curated record.
AUGCAGGUAUCUGGUUUGAGUAAUUCAAUCCAGUUUGAUCCCUGCUCUGGAAAGUCAUCUACGUGUAUUGAGAAUGCGUCAGGUCUCGGAACGAGAGCGAACAGUAGGGUGAACUGUCGUAGGAAAAUGAUAAUGAAUUACUUCCAUGAGAAGACAGACUACACAAGAUGCGGCACAUGUGACUGCUGUAUCAACGCCGAACGGUUCAAAGGCGAUCAAGAGCGAGAUAUGUACCCCAUGGCAUCGCUAAUAAUCAUGAUUGUUCGGGCCGUGAAGGGAUGUCCCAUGAGUCAAUUGCUGCCGAAGGUGAAGGGGGGCAACAGCAAGGAGAGCUAUCUAUCUCCACUACUAGUCCAACGCGUGCAAGAAGCCAGAAAUACGCUACCGAACAGUUUGUUUACGGAUGCGAGUUUAAAAGAGAUAGUGGCGCAACUCGUACGCCUUGGCUAUCUCAAAGCCGAAACCAAGUCUACUGCGUACAGAAAGUACUUGUCAUACAACAUCACCAAAAAGGGAUCACAUGCGAUAGAGAUGCAGUCUCCUAUCAUGAUGCCUGUGCUAGCUGUGGUUCGUGAGAACGAGCAGGUUAAAGAGGAGCAAAAGAUUCAACGAGUAAAACUACUGGAAGAUGCGGGAAUAGACACCAAUCUGAUUCCGCCCACAGAGUUGCAAGUCGGCGCGGGGCCUUCCGUUACUGCUCAUCUGCAAUGGCUUAAAUACCUUAAAAAGUAA